GGAGAAUAUUGUUGAAGUUUCAAGAAGCAGAUAUACAUAACAUUUUAGGUGAGUGCAUUAAACAGUCUUCAGUAGGGAUAUCAGACACUGGUACAUUCUCUUUGUAGGCAUGGUAAGUGUUUUACAGAUCACAUUUACAAUCACUGUAAGUGCUGAAUUCAUAAUUGGAGAUACAGAGAAUGGACUCAUAGUAUUUGUGAACUGCACUGCCUGUGUCAGGAGAAGAAAGAUCUCCUCAGCUGAUCAAAUCCUCACUUCUUUGGCAAUCUCCAGGACUGGUCAUCUCUGGCUAAUAUUCAUAAAUUGAUAUGUAUCUGUGUUUUAUAUGGUUUUUUCUUUCGGUGGAGAAUAUUUAAGAAUCACUUAUAAUGCCUGGAUAAUAAGCAAUCAUUUUACCAUCUGGUUUGCUACAACCCUCAACAUCUUUUAUUUUCUCAAGAUAGCCAGUUUUUCUAACUCUAUUUUUCUCUACCUAAAGUGGAGAGUUAAGAAGGUUGUUUCAUUGACAUUGCUAAUGGCCUUGGUCUUCUUGUUUUUUAAUAUUGCACUGAUAAAUACACAUGUUAAUGUCUGGAUUACUGGGUAUGAAAGAAACAUGACUUACAGCUCCAGGAGAAGUAACUUUACACAAUUUUCCCAUCUUCCUAUUUUGGCUACCACUAUAUUCACCUCUACAUCUUUUACUGUGUCCCUGACAAAGUUUCUCUUCUCCCUGUGGAAACACUGCAAGAGGUCGGUGCUCCAUGGCAAAGCACUCAGAGAUCGCAGCACCGAGGCCCACAGAAGAGCCGUGCAAACUCCCAUCUCCUUCCUUUCACUGCGUGCCUUUUUUUUUUUCUGUCUUUUUUUCAUAGCUACUUGGAACUUUGAUUUGCAGGAGAAAAGUGUGAUUAUUAUGUUUUGUCAGGCUAUUGGAAUUUUGUAUUUGUCGGGUCACUCAUUUAUAUUGAUUCUGGGAAACAGUAAGCUAAGACAAGCCUCUCUUUCAGUGCUGUAGCAGCUGAGGUGCAAGUUCAAAGACCAGGAACCGUCAGCUCUGUAA
Trichechus manatus latirostris (Florida manatee) is the source of this 1042-nucleotide messenger RNA. RefSeq names its product taste receptor type 2 member 14. NCBI's taxonomy places the organism in Eukaryota, Metazoa, Chordata, Mammalia, Sirenia, Trichechidae. The transcript has a single exon. Gene Ontology annotation, molecular function: bitter taste receptor activity; G protein-coupled receptor activity. Gene Ontology annotation, biological process: G protein-coupled receptor signaling pathway; sensory perception of taste; detection of chemical stimulus involved in sensory perception of bitter taste. Gene Ontology annotation, cellular component: membrane. The record is from RefSeq and is a predicted model, not a curated record.